AUGCCCGUCGGCGUGUGCGUCAUCACCGGUUUUCUCGGCAGUGGCAAGACGACGCUGGUGAAUUACAUCUUAAAAGCUGAUCAUGGGUACAGGAUAGCCGUCAUUCUCAACGAUUUCGGCGCCGAACUCGGCGUGGAGAAGAUGCUCGUCCAACAGGAUGGCGUCGACGGGGACAACGCCUCGCGCACGCUCGUCGAGGAUUGGGUCGAACUUAACAACGGAUGCGUGUGUUGCACGGUUAAGGGGAGUUUGGUGCAAACCAUCGAGGGUUUGCUGGAGAAGCGGAAGGAGAUGGGGGAAAAGUUUGACUUCAUCCUCCUCGAAACCACCGGACUCGCUGACCCGGGGCCAGUGGCGCGCGAGCUGUGGGUAGACGACGAACUCGUGGAGGAAGACGGGGCAGUUUUAGACUCCAUCGUGACUUUAGUCGACGCAUCGAACAUCGAGAAGCAGAUCGAGGAGAACAAAGAGGCGACGCUGCAGGUGGCGUAUGCGGAUACGAUUUUGUUAAAUAAAGCCGACUUGGUGAAGGCGGAAGACUUAGAGCGCGUGAAAGCGCGAAUAGCAGCGAUUAACGCCGAAGCCGAGAUAGUGGUGACGACGAGAUCGAGCGUGGAUUUAGGCAUCGUGCUCAAUCAAGGCACGGUCGCCGGUGGAGGUUGCGGUAGGAAGCCGUACGCACCUGCGUCGAGCGUGCACAAUUCAGACAUCAGAACCGUGUGCAUCGCCACGAGUGGGUUCUUGGAUGGCGAAUCCUUUCAAAACUGGCUCGAAGACUUGCUGUGGGAACGACGAAACGCCGAGGGCGGCGCGGACAUUUUACGCGCCAAAGGUCUCGUUUACACCGCAGGAUCGGACAAGCGCCGAGUGUUACAAGCGGUUCGCGAAGUGUACGAAAUCACGGACGGGCCCGUCGAAGAGAACUCGGACGAAGUGAUGAACAAGCUGGUGUUCAUCGGACGUAACUUGGACGAAGACGCCUUGGCAGUCGGCCUGAAAUCGUGCGUCGCGCGCGACUGA
Ostreococcus lucimarinus CCE9901 is the source of this 1020-nucleotide messenger RNA. RefSeq lists its product with no specific name. Lineage: Eukaryota; Viridiplantae; Chlorophyta; Mamiellophyceae; Mamiellales; Bathycoccaceae. The record is from RefSeq and is a predicted model, not a curated record. Gene Ontology annotation, cellular component: cytoplasm. Bases 1 to 1020 code for a protein of 339 amino acids. The transcript has 2 exons.